AUGGUUGUCAAUGAUGUCUUCCAGGAGGUCGAUGCGGAACAAUACCUACGCUUUUCACCUGCCCGCAAAGUGAUCAUCGGUGGUAUCCUGUCCUUCUGCUCUUUCCUGGCACCUAUCUCCUCCACCUCUAUAUUAUCUGCUAUACCUGAAGUCGCAAAGACCUAA
This is a messenger RNA of Penicillium digitatum Pd1, 165 nucleotides long. Its product is annotated as putative MFS transporter. Gene Ontology annotation, molecular function: transmembrane transporter activity. Gene Ontology annotation, cellular component: plasma membrane. The record is from RefSeq and is a predicted model, not a curated record. Lineage: Eukaryota; Fungi; Ascomycota; Eurotiomycetes; Eurotiales; Aspergillaceae. Gene Ontology annotation, biological process: transmembrane transport.